Messenger RNA from Stylonychia lemnae, 1986 nucleotides. Lineage: Eukaryota; Ciliophora; Spirotrichea; Sporadotrichida; Oxytrichidae. The record is from the annotation of a GenBank genome assembly.
AUGGAGAUUUUAGAUUUAGAGGAAUAAAAAUUUGAUUUCUUGGAGAAAAGAGAAUCAUAUAUCUAGGAUAAAAAAGAAACUCUUACACUAGAUGAUUUUGAAAUGAUAGCUAAAAUAUGUUAGAGCAGACUAAGUGAAUUAAGAUUGCAGUAAAAAAGGUUUAAUAGUCCAUAGAAAGAAGAAGAAGCUGUCCUUAAGCAGAUGAAGGAACUCCGAGAUUAUAUCACUGAGUUAAUAGAUGACUCUCUUGUUUAUUGCUAGUAAAAUGGAUAAACAAAAAACCCUUAAGAAUAUUUGAAUGGUCCAAUUGACGAAUUAUUUGAACCAUAAUCGAAUCUAGAGCGAUAUCUCGCUGAUUUAAGUGAUCAAAUGCUUUAUAUUUAGAAUGAGGUGAAAGAAAUCAACAGCAAAAUGGAUCCACUUUUAUAGCAUGUCAAGAACUAAUAAGAUGACUAAAUAAACAGCAACAGUUCACCAUUCAUGCUUGCCUCUGCCAGAGCGUUGCGAAAUAAGAGCCCUCACUCUGUGUCAAUAUUCUAGGAUGGAGUAGUUGAUAAAGCCUCAAUCUCUGAAAGCAUUUUAUCAGAGCUUAGUAAGGGUGAUAUGAUCAAUAAGGAUUCAACACAAUCUGAGGAUGCUGAGCUAGAUUCAAAAUUCAAGCAUUUUUGCGAUAUUGCUGUGAGGUACAAUCAAAAUAUUCUGCAUUCUAUAUCAAUGGAUUAAAAUCUAGAUUUGUACGGACUUUACAAGCAAGCAACUGAAGGUAACAACUAUAAGUUACGUCCAGGCGGCUUCCAUAUUAAGCAAAGAAAGAAGUGGGCUGCUUGGAUGGCAAAGAAGAAUAUGCCCAAAAAGCAGGCGCAACAGUAGUAUAUCAAUUUAAUGAAUCAGAUCAUGGAUAAGUUGGGAUUGUAUGAGUCUGAUGAUGAGAAAAUGGAUUUCAACCAAAAUCCAAUUAGUAAAAAGGAAAACAUGCUUAUUCUAAGUGAGUUAAUGCCCUAGGAUAAGACAAAGAUAAAGUUAAGUCAAAAGAACACAAAAUUUGUUGCUUACUAUAAUGACCUUAUUUUCUUGCAAGAACUUAACUAAGAUAUAGAAGUCUAUGAUAGUAAAACUAAAAAACUAAAAGACAGACUUGAUGUUAAGAAGCAUCAAAUAAGCAGUUUUUGUAGCAUUGAGGAGAAACUAUUCUUUGGAUCGAUUAACGAAAUAAUAUUUAUGUGGGAUCACAAGAACAAGAAAAAGCAGGCCUAUUAAACCAAGAUUUCUAACGAUAUACUUUAGUAGUGCUUAGUUGGUAACUCUCUAAUUGCUGUUUCUACGAAUAAUCCCCAGAUUAAGUUCUUUAGUCUAGCUGAUUUUAAGUUAGAAUAUUAAGAGGAAAUAAAAGAUCAAGCUGUUGCUUAAUAGUUCUAAGUACUUGAUAUGGUUCAAGUGAUACUUAAAGAUGAACUAUAUCUGGUAUUUGGCACAUGCAACGGACUACAGAUUUAGAAGACAGACUUUAGUUAAAAUCUUAAGAAGGUGACGAAAAUAGAUAAAGUAUCAACAUAGUUGUAGGGAAAAUAUGUAAACAGUGUCUGCAUGGUCCCUUCAGAUGGUCCUGAUAACUUUUAAUUAGCCUGCGCUGCUUGGGGUGAAUUCAGUCAGAUCCACAUCAUUACCUGCAAUGGGUAACACACCUACUCAGUUACUAUCUAGCUUAACGUGUUAGUUAAACUUAUCCUUAAUAUCAGCGUCUUGCCUAAUUUCUAUUUUUAGGACAAUACCAUCUUCAUUAGACAUCAAGAUGGGCUUUGCAUUUACGACAUGAAGGAAAAUUAAAUCGUUAAAACUAUCGACAAGUCUAAGCAUUUGACAUUUUACCGAGGUGCCAGCGUACCCUUAAUAUACAUAGAGGAUUAAAAGAGCUUUAUAUUGAGAGUUGAUGAUGGUGAGGUAAGAGAGAUAUCUGCUGUUGAAUAUGAUAAACCUAAAGAUAAUUGA